Molecule: messenger RNA, 344 nt
Organism: Dermacentor andersoni
Lineage: Eukaryota; Metazoa; Arthropoda; Arachnida; Ixodida; Ixodidae
Gene: MED9
Product: mediator complex subunit 9
Biological process (GO): regulation of transcription by RNA polymerase II
Cellular component (GO): mediator complex
Molecular function (GO): transcription coregulator activity
Source: RefSeq, a predicted model, not a curated record
GGCGAUCGACUAGCCAUCAUCGACAUCGUGCGAAAGUGUGCAAAAUGGCAACGAUUGAAGAAGUGAGCAGCGAGAUCUUGCACCUUAUUUACGACGUUAUCAGAAGUAUCGAGAAGGACUCACAUGACCCAACGCAAAAGCGGGAUAGCUACGACAGUGCUGCCAAGAUCCAGGAGCUGCGCGGCAAGCUGCAGCUGUGCCGCGACCUGAUCAACAAGCUGCCGGGCAUUGAGCUCACGCGCGAGGAGCAGCUGCGUCGGGUGGAUGCACUGCGGCGCCAACUGGCACGAAAGCGCGAGCUGCUGGUCAAGUACAAAAGUAUGUGCCACUUCGACAUGAAGUAG